This is a messenger RNA of Drosophila serrata, 1281 nucleotides long. RefSeq names its product Vacuolar protein sorting-associated protein YL-1 (gene YL-1). Lineage: Eukaryota; Metazoa; Arthropoda; Insecta; Diptera; Drosophilidae. The record is from RefSeq and is a predicted model, not a curated record. Gene Ontology annotation, cellular component: nucleus.
AACGUUGCAAAAUAUCUAAGUUGUAUUUCCCGCCGGAAUGAAGCCACCGAAAGCGUUUUGGUUUUAUCAAUAGAAAUAAGUUUGGUCACACUGACGCUAACCAAAACAAAAAUUUGUAAAUUUUAUAAAUAUUUAUAAAAUACAAGAAUAUGGCUGCCUCACGUUCUCGCCGCAACAAUGCCGGCAACAAAAUAGCCUCUUUAUUGGACGAAGAGGAAGACGACUUCUAUAAAACAUCCUACGGAGGAUUUCAGGACGAGGAAGAGGACAAGGAAUACGAACAAAAGGAUGAGGAGGAAGAUGUGGUGGACUCGGACUUCAGUAUCGACGAGCAGGAUGAGCCGAUUUCCGAUCAGGAGGAGGCGGCAGACAAGAAAAGAAAACGCGGCGGCGUAAAUACCAAGGCCUACAAGGAAACUAAACCGACGGCCAAGAAGGAGACCAAAGCCGUACCAGCUUUGCACAAAAAACGCGGAGGUGGCGGCGUUUCCAAGCGGCGGGUGCGUCCUCGGUUCACGGUCAUCGAUUCCGGCCGGAAAUCUAUUCGCACCUCGACGGCCAUUAAGACACAGGCCACGAAAAUCCGCCUCAAGGAGCUGGACGAUGCGCGUAAGCGAAAGAAGAAGAAGGUUCGCGUAGAGGACUAUAUGCCCACACAGGAGGAGUUACUGGAGGAGGCCAAAAUAACAGAAGAGGAGAAUAUCAAAUCUCUGGAGAAAUUCCAAAAAAUGGAGCUGGAAAAGAAGAAAACGCGUCCGACCAAGCGCACCUUCACAGGACCAACAAUACGCUAUCAUUCGCUGACCAUGCCUGCCAUGCGAAAGCCUACGCGCGGUAGCCUUCAGCCCAGCGAUGCAAAAGAUCUUGCCGGCAAGUGCGAGCGCACCUUCGUGACGGUGGAGAACGAUUUCAAUGACAAGGUGUUCCAGAAUAUCUUCCGUCCCAAGCCGCCGCCAAAACCUAGCAAUGGGAUCUGUCCGAUUACCCGCCUGCCGGCCCGCUACUUUGAUCCUGUCACCCAGCAGCCGUACUACAGUAUCCAGGCCUUCAAGAUAUUGCGCGAAGCCUACUACAUGCAGCUAGAGCAGCAGGGUACCGACAGUGGAAACAGCAGUGACCAGCCUGAGCUGGUCAAGUGGCUGGAAUGGCGCAAGCUCGUCAAGGAGAAUCGCGUCAAGGUGGCAGCAGCAACUGUCAGCAAAAAUGGAGAUAACUGACAACUGGUAACUCUUUCUAUUAGUGAUUACAAUUAAAUAUAUAGAAUAAACCAAUUUUACAAUA